Molecule: messenger RNA, 2448 nt
Organism: Amaranthus tricolor (Joseph's coat)
Lineage: Eukaryota; Viridiplantae; Streptophyta; Magnoliopsida; Caryophyllales; Amaranthaceae
Product: protein ACTIVITY OF BC1 COMPLEX KINASE 1, chloroplastic
Exons: 14
Coding region: 256-2235 (659 amino acids)
Biological process (GO): protein phosphorylation
Molecular function (GO): ATP binding; protein kinase activity
Source: RefSeq, a predicted model, not a curated record
AAUUAGUCAUCUAUUCCACAAUUUGUCAUCUAGCCGUAUUUCCUAAUUUGUUUGGGGAAUUUAAAGCUGUUUUUUUUUCCUCCACUGUUUCGUGGUUAGUUACCCAUCACUCAUUUUAAGCUUGACUUACAUUCCAUGGAUUAUGGAUAGCUCUUUAAGUUAUUAGCUUCAUCACAUUUAAAUCAUACACUUGAAAAACCCAAAAUCAUAUCUCUUUUGGUUUAUGAAUUUGAUGUUAUUUUAAUUGUGAUUAUAAUGGAUUUCAUAUCCCCAACUUGCUCCACCAAUUCAUCAUCUCCACUCUCCAUUACCCUUUUCUCUUCUCUUCCAAAAUCACUUGUUUUCAAGUCUAAAUUCAAUGCUCCAUUUACAAACCCAUCAAAAUCAUUUGUUAUUAGAGCAAAUGCAUUGCAAUUAAGCCAGAAUGAUAGUGGAAAUAGUAGAAAUAGUGCCUUAGAACAGCUUGACAUUGAACGUGGUGUCUGUGUGCCGUUUCGCAAGUAUUCGCCAGAAGGGGUAAGGAGCAAGGUAUUGGAAUCCAGAGGUUCGAUUUUGUCUUUGAUUCAACGGGGCAUUGAGAUAGUGUGGAACUUGGGUUUUUAUUGGGCUACACUUUCAUAUGAUUGUUUAGUUGGUAGAGAUGAAGAAGUUGUGCCUUAUCGAGCUAUGCAGCUAAGGAAUCUGUUAUGUGAUUUAGGGCCAUCGUUCAUCAAAGCUGGGCAGGUCCUUGCCAACCGUCCUGAUAUAAUAAGGGAAGAUUACAUGAAUGAACUUUGCAUUUUGCAAGAUGAUGUUCCACCAUUUCCCAACCAGGUUGCGUUCAAAAUUAUAGAAGAGGAACUCGGGCAGCCCCUUGAGGCAAUAUUCAGCAAAAUUUCAUCUCAGACAAUAGCGGCGGCAAGUCUGGGUCAAGUCUACCGAGCCACCCUUCGUGCUACAGGGGAAGACGUUGCUAUUAAGGUACAAAGGCCAAACAUCGAACCCAUAAUUUACCGAGACCUUUUUCUCUUCCGAACACUUGCGUCAUUUUUGAAUGGCAUCAGUAUACAAAAACUAGGCUGCAAUGCUGAACUGAUAGUUGAUGAGUUCGGGGAAAAGCUUUUGGAGGAGCUUGAUUACACCUUGGAAGCUCGUAACAUUGAAGAGUUUAUAGAGAACUUUAAAGAUGAUCCUACUGUUAAAAUUCCUAGAGUUUAUAAGCAGUACUCCGGUUCACAUGUUCUAGUGAUGGAAUGGAUUGAUGGAAUUCGUUGUACUGAUCCUCAGGCUAUUCGGGAAUCAGGCAUUGACAUGGAUGGAUUUUUGACUGUUGGAGUUAGUGCUGCCCUUCGGCAAUUGUUAGAGUUUGGGCUUUUCCACGGAGAUCCUCACCCUGGAAAUAUAUUUGCUAUGCAAGAUGGACGUAUUGCCUAUGUAGACUUUGGAAAUGUUGCUGUGCUGAGCCAGCAAAAUAAACAAAUUCUGAUAGAUGCUGUUGUCCAUGCUGUAAAUGAGGAUUAUGCUGAGAUGGCAAAUGAUUUCACGCGGCUGGGUUUCUUAGCAAAGGGGACCAAUGUGGCUCCUAUAAUACCUGCAUUAGAAGCCAUAUGGCAGAAUUCUCUUGGGAAAGGGCUAUCAGAAUUUAAUUUUAGAAGUGUCACAGGUAAAUUCAAUCAGCUGGUUUAUAAUUAUCCAAUCCGUAUUCCCGAAAGGUUUUCACUUGUCAUCCGGUCUCUACUUACACAAGAAGGCAUUUGUUUGUCUUUGGAACCGGAUUUCAAAUUCCUGGAGGUAGCUUACCCAUAUGUAGCAAAACGUCUUCUUACUGAUCCAAAUCCUGCUCUUCGUGAACGCCUUAUCCAGGUUCUAUUUAAAGAUGGAGUUUUCCAGUGGAAACGACUCGAAAAUUUGAUUGUAUUGGCGAAGGAAAAUGUUUCAAGGAUGAGCAAUACUCCUGCAUUGCAACUUAGAAACUCGCAAGGGAACGGAAGAGCAGGAAGCAAGUUGAAGUUGGACCUCACGGACACCAUCAAGGACGGCACACGACUGGUCCUGCUUGAUGAGGGGAUUCGUAGACAACUAGUUCUUGCUUUGACUGAAGAUUCAAAGCUUCAUAUACAGGAGCUUUUAGACGUGUAUCGGUUGCUUGAGGAUCAAAUAGAUGCACCCACAGUUGCUUCGCAAGUUGCUCGAGAUUUACCAAAUAUGGCACGAGAUAUUUUGCUUUCUUGGAGUAAUUCAGUUUUGUCCGACUGAGAUAUCGGAAGCUUGCUAGUGCAUCCAUAUUAUUUCUUAAAUUAGGGAAGAAAUUUUAAGCCUCAUCGAGUUUGUAAAGGGUUAAUUAAAUUUUGUAUUCAACAUUUGUAUUAUAUGUAUACAUUAUAGGCUGAGACUACAAUUUUGGCAUUGUAUAUAUCGGAUAUUGGGUGCUCAACAAAAGUAUAUGAAAAUCCAUUUUUGUGUCCGGCA